Molecule: messenger RNA, 381 nt
Organism: Penicillium cinerascens
Lineage: Eukaryota; Fungi; Ascomycota; Eurotiomycetes; Eurotiales; Aspergillaceae
Product: S-adenosyl-L-methionine-dependent methyltransferase
Exons: 1
Coding region: 1-381 (126 amino acids)
Source: RefSeq, a predicted model, not a curated record
AUGUCGUACGUGUUCGAAGUGGUCGGUAUGCUCAGCGUCGCCCUAACUAUCACGCGAACCUCUAUAAAAGCAUCCUUAACCACCACAUGUCUACGGGCGGCAAAAUGGACACGAUUCUUGAUGUCGGCCGUGGGCCGGGCAAUGCCCGUCCGUGAUCUCGCACCGUAUUUUAUCAACGCCAUUGGCCUUGACCCAUCCGAGGGUAUGAUCAGUAACGCCCUCUCUCUUGGUGACGUUUCGUCUAAUUUCCAGCCUAUACGUUUCGAAAUAUCUACCGCUGCAGACCUCGGUUCCGAAAGCUUGCCGCCAAUUCUGGACUCUAGUAUUGAUCUUAUCAUUGCCGCGACUGCUGCACUCUGGUUUGACAUGACACGAUUCUAG